GCCUCGGAAGGUCAGAUAUCCAGGUUGCCGUUCGAGAGGUUCGAGCCGGCUACAGGAAAGGGCUCAGGGGAAGAAGCAACGGAGUGCUGUAUUUGUCUUUGUGAAUACGACGUCGGAGAAAAGCUCCGGAAGCUGCCUUGCCUCCACAGGUUUCACAGUGUGUGCGUUGACCGGUGGUUGCUCUCGAACAAAAUGUGCCCGAUCUGUAAAGAAAGCAUC
Guillardia theta CCMP2712 is the source of this 219-nucleotide messenger RNA. RefSeq lists its product as hypothetical. The transcript is spliced from 3 exons. The annotation marks the transcript as partial. The record is from RefSeq and is a predicted model, not a curated record. NCBI's taxonomy places the organism in Eukaryota, Cryptophyceae, Pyrenomonadales, Geminigeraceae.